This is a messenger RNA of Closterium sp. NIES-67, 3536 nucleotides long. The record is from the annotation of a GenBank genome assembly. NCBI's taxonomy places the organism in Eukaryota, Viridiplantae, Streptophyta, Zygnematophyceae, Desmidiales, Closteriaceae.
AAAUGAGCAGAAUGCAAGCGCAGCAGAACGAGCAGGAGGCGAAUCAGCGACCGCAAAAUGUGGAGGAGGGGCAGCAGGGUGAGCAGAAUGAAGAGCAGCAGCAGCAGCAGCAGGAAGAGACGAAGGCUUGUCUUGUGUCUUCUGCCUCUUACCCUUCCCUUACUACUCCUGUUUUAUCCAUCAACUCUCCUCCUCCUCCCCCUCAUCUCCCUCCUGCUGCUUCCACACAGACUGCAGAAGCUGCUACAGAUGCCGCUACAGGUGUUGCUACAGAUGCUGCAAGCAGUGCUGCUACAAAUGCCGCUACUGACGGUGACGCCACGGCUGCUACAGAUGCUGCAGCAGCCCCGGUCACUGCCCCUCUAUGCACCAAUGCUGCAGUAGCGGCCCCUAGUCCUUCUGCUACAGCUGGUGGUGCCUUUGCCACGGCUGCUACUGUUGAUGGUGCGUCUGCUCCUGCUGCUACAGCUGGUGGUGCCUCGGCUGCUAAUGCCUUUGAUGCCUCUCCCCUUCUUCUGAAUGUCGCUGCUACUGCAUCCGAUUCGUUUGCUCCUCCUGCUGCUGCUCCUGCUCCUGCUCCUGCUCCUGCUCCUGCUCCUGCUCCUGCUUCCGUGCAACAUCCAACAAUAGCAGUGGCACUAGCAGUAGCAGCAGCACCAGAGAAUCAGGACUUACUGCCAUCAAUGGCUGUGCCAGCAGCAGCCAUAUUAGCAUCAGCAGUGCCAGCACCACCACUAUCAGCAGCAGCAGCAAAAGCAGCAGCAUCAGGAGCAGCAGCAGAAGCAGUACCUGCACCAGCGGUACGAACCGCUUUAACGCCACACCGCCCCAGCACCAGGCACAGUAGCAGCACCAGCAGCAACGGCACCAGCACCAGACACAGCAGCACCAGCAGCAACGGCGCCAGCACCACAAGCACAAGCACCACAAGCUCAAGCACCACACGCACAAGCACCACAAGCACCAGCACCACAAGCACCAGCACCACAAGCACCAGCACCACAACCAGCACCACAAGCACCAGCACCAGCACCAGAUGCAGCCCCAACGCCAGCAGCAGUAUUAUCAAUAGCACUGCAAACGACAACAGCAGAAGUAGCAGCAUCACCAGCAGCAACACCGCGAUCACAUGCAGCAAUACCGUUAGCAUCACCAGCAGCAGCAGUGGCAGCAGCGGCGGCAUCAGCAUCACCAGCAGCAGCAGCUGUGCCACCACCGCCAGCGCCAGCAGCAGUAUUGCCAUUAGCACCACACACACCAACAGCAGAAACAGCAGCAUCAUCACCAGUAGCAGCAGUGCCAGCAGCAGCAAUACCACCACCACGAGCAGGGCCGCAUCAUCACCAGCAGUAGCAGUGGCAUCAUCACCAGCAACAGCUGCGCAGUUAGCAGGAGUAGUACCGUCACCAGUCCCAGCGGCAGUACCGUCACUAGUACCAUCAGCAAGAGGAGGGAUAGAGGACAGAAAAGAAGCUGUGGGCAGAAAAGAAGCUGUUGACACAGCUCAAAAGAGGAAAGGCGAGGAGGACAGGGGGGAUGGUUAUGAGUCGACUCAAAUGGAAACUCAAAAGCGAAAGCGUGAAGAGGACAGGGGGGAUGGUUAUGAGGCACCUAAGAAGAGAAAAGGCAGGGAGAGUAGGGAAGCGGUGGAGGGGAGAUUGAGGGAGUGUGUGGGGGAGAGGCGGCUGUGGCAGCUGCUGGAAGACAGAAGCCCGUUGCUGGCGUCUCUAAAGGCGCACGUGAAGCUGCUGUGGAAAGCAGGGAUAGAGGCAGUGCAGCCGUUUCAAGACCUAUUGCUGGCACAUGAGAUAACUCUAGAGGACCUGAAAGGGGAGAAGAAGGGGGCUCUUCAGCUGUUCGCGUUGCUGCUGGGAGCACCGGAGGUAACAUCGUUACGAAAGGAUGAGUUGGCAGAAGUGAUUAUAAGGGCGGAUGCAUGGGAGAGAGUGAGGGGGGAAGUAGCUGGUGUGGAGAUGGGAAGCGAGAGAGGAGGAGAAAGAGGGGCUACUGCAAUGGCAGCAACAGGAUCAUCCGUGGGUGAAGCAGCCACAACCGCAGCAGCAGCAGCAGCAGCAGCAGCUGCAGCCAUAGCAGUAGCAGGAGAAUUACCACCACCACCAUUGCCACAACCAAUAGUAGCCGCUAACUCAGCAGUAGCUUCAACAGCAGCAGCAGCCACUAACUCAGCAGUAGCAGCAGCAUGCACAGAAACAGCAGGACCAGCUGUGCCCCUACCCACAGCACCUUCAGCAGCAGCUCUACCUGCAGAACCGUCCCCAGCAUCCCUCCCAACUGCACAGAACCGCACAGUAUCCCCGCAACCUCCCUCGCAGUUGCCAGGACUCCUUUUACCUCAGGAAAUUGGGCUGUCAGGUAUUGGGGAUGAGCGGAUUGCAAGGUUAAACCGGCCUGCAGAUGUGCUUCUAACGGAUUUCCUUGAAAGGAGGAUGCAAUGGGAGUACACGGAGGAGCGGGAGCUGCUGGCUGCCAAGCUGGAGGCAUACGUACGAUCGCUCAUCAGGACGAACCCAGGGGCGCUCAAGGUCUACCAGACGCUGUUCUUUGCACAGUGUGCAGCGGAGGAGGAUCUGCAGUUUGAGAAGCGGGACGUGUUGAGGGUGGUGGCGCUGCUGCUGGGGUGCGCCGUGACUGCCAAGGCGAAGAAGCUGGACCUGGUGAAGGCUAUCGGUGGCAGUCCGCUCUGGCAGGCACAUAAAAGGAGAGAGAGGGGAAGAGGGGCUUCAGAGAAAGGUGGAGGAGGGGUGGGAAGAGGAGGAAAAAAGGAGCACCAGCACCAGCACCAGCAGCAAUAUCACCACCAAUUACAGCAGCAGCGACAACUGCUGCAGCAGCAGCAGCAGCAACAGCAAUGGCAGCACCAGCAGCAACAACUACUGCAGCAACAGCAGAAACAUCAACAGCAACAGCAGGAGCAGCGGCAACAGGAGCACCACCACCUGCAGCAGCAGCACUUGGAGGAGGGGCAGAGCCGAAAGGGGAUCCAGACCUGUGGUAUGUACAAUGAGAGCUUGCUGCAGGCGUUGGCAGGGCAGAGUCCGGAAAGGGGAGAUGAGAGGGAGGAGAGAGGAGAGGAAGGCAUGAAUGGACGUGAGGUGGAGGGGGAAGCCCGACACGCCCAAGGAGGGUUGCGAGGUGAGGGAGAGCAGGCGGGAAUAGCGGGAGAAGAUAAGGAAGAGAAAGAAAUCCGGGAAGAGAGGGAAGAGAAAUAUAAGGACUUCGUAGAGAAAAAGGGAACCGUGGACUUUCCUGGGGGGGGAACGAGGGAGCUUGAGUCUCAGGCAAAGCGUCACCUGGAUAACUUCUUGGGACGCCGGCACCAUCUUGACGAGGUGAUGGGUGAGGUUUCGAGUACAGGUAGGGUGACGUUGCAGCAGUUGCAACGGCUGAAGAAUUUGCUUCGGGCAUAUGCUGCAUAUUGUGAAGCGCAGAACGUGUUAGAAGAGCAGUGUGUUGUAACACAAAGCGCGAUUUAUGAAUAGAAUUGUUUGAAUUGUAAAGAAACAUGCGUCUUCUUU